This is a messenger RNA of Durotheca rogersii, 1925 nucleotides long. RefSeq lists its product as uncharacterized. The record is from RefSeq and is a predicted model, not a curated record. The transcript is spliced from 2 exons. Bases 398 to 1774 code for a protein of 458 amino acids. Lineage: Eukaryota; Fungi; Ascomycota; Sordariomycetes; Xylariales; Xylariaceae.
GCCGCCGAUGGACCGAGGCAUAACAUUCCAUCAAAUCACCUGGAGGCGGAGAAUGUGAGGCCUGUUGCUAGGCUGGAUGUAUACCGUACCUACAUAUUUUUGUUCCUGUCUGUCUCCCCCAACCUUCCUCCCUCAAAUGUUGCACGCCACGAGCCCAGUUCGGCUUCAUUGGGUCCCACACGCUUCAUGUUAUUCCCUGUCUCUCCCUCUAACGGCUACUAAUACUACAGGCAAUUCUCUCGACAACGCCUCCUUCCAUCGCCAUGCUAUGUUGAUAUCCGCAUCCGGCUUACCUGCUUGCUAACCCGCAACUCCGUUGCCGCUGGUGCCUGUCAUCGCGUCUACGCCAGUGUUCGGACCCAUCCCUACCACCCGAGCUGUCUGCUUAUCCGCCAACAUGUCAUUCGACGGGUCCAACACCACGACGUUGAGCCCAACCUUCUCCGAGAGCUUCGGGUCGCAUGUCCUCUCCAAUUCCAUAUCAUCACUGACAUCCUCGCCCGCAUCCCGCCCCUCGCCGUCGAACAUCUCCAGGACCUACCGGCAGGCCGCCCAGUUAUUCCUCACGCGUCGACUGCCCGAGGCUCUGUCGACCGUUCUCCCCUUGAUAACCCCCUCGACCGAAAAUGCCGACGCUAAUGGCCUAACCGAACCCGCACCUGUCGCUCGAGCCUCGAGGUCGACAAGGAUCAAAGUGUGGAGUUUGUAUCUGACGGUCUUGAAUGCCAUACUGGAGCUGGAACCCGACGAGGGGAAGGAUGCUUUCGGCGCUCAGGAGUGGCGUGCGCUGGGCAAGAAGGUCCGGGAUGGCGAUGUCUGGGAAGAGGUUGUCCAGUCCGGAUAUCACGGUGUUGAGGGAGAAGUCGAUGCCGACGUGGUCAUAAAUUUAGCAACUCUCCUCCUCUCGCAUGCCAAGUCGCAGGUAGAGAACCAGAGACGGCUAGAGAAUUACCUAGCCGCAACGAACACGCCAAACCUUGAUAUAUCUAAGCAGCUCGAGUCGAGCAGCACCUCGAGAUUGCCGUCAACGUCGAGACAUCGAAGAUCGACAUCCAAGGGGGCUAAUGGUGCGGAUACACCCCGUGAUCUUGGUGCUCGGGUAAAGAUCUUGGAGUUAUAUACUCUGCACGUCUUAUUACGCAAUAACGAGUGGGACUAUGCUCGGGAAUUUAUCAGCAUCAACACGGUAUUAGACGAGGAACGGAAGGACGCCUUCUUACAAGCUCUCCAAAGUCUCCAGGAGGAGCAGCAGGAGGCAGAACGGACAGAGCUUGAGGAGAAGAAAAGUCAGGAAGAACAACUUCAACGCGAUUUAGAAGAGGCGAGGAGGCUGAGGGCAGAGAACGAAGCUAGGGAACGGCGACGGCUGGAUGAAGAGAGAGCCAAGCGAAAGGGCAACGAGGUCGACUACGGCAUCGAGGACACGCCGGCUUCCUCUGUACGCAGGAAUAAACCUCGGCAAGCCACGAAUGGCUCGGCGUUAUCGAGGUCGACCAAAGCACAUGCAUCCCAAGGAAAGAAGACGGCGGCAGCGCCGAGUCUCGGAGCACGAGCAGUGGCUGUGAUAAUGAACCUUCGCAAGGUCGUCGACCAGAUGGGGGCUUCCUUCAAAGCGAACCCAAGGCUCCUCAUGAGAUUUUUGGCUUUUAUCGUCGGCGUGCUCGUCAUUCUUAGCAAGAGAAGCAUGCGGGAGCGAGUUCAACGCAUCCUGGGGGCGGGCUGGAACAAGGUCAAGUCGACUGCGGGUAUGGGCGUCAAGGUCAGUUAUAUAUAGUUGGGGGCAGGCGGGCAGGAAUUCGAGACUAUAAAUACUGUGUAUCAUUGUGGGCAGUGUAAUUUUUAACAAGACCUGAGAGUAACGACUAGCAUCCUUUACGUAGCAUAUCGCAUUAGGUCAUAAGGUGUUCUAAUAAGGAAUCAACACA